This is a messenger RNA of Girardinichthys multiradiatus, 1908 nucleotides long. Its product is annotated as transmembrane protein 235-like. Gene Ontology annotation, cellular component: apical plasma membrane. NCBI's taxonomy places the organism in Eukaryota, Metazoa, Chordata, Actinopteri, Cyprinodontiformes, Goodeidae. Bases 517 to 1149 code for a protein of 210 amino acids. The record is from RefSeq and is a predicted model, not a curated record. The transcript has 5 exons.
CAAAAACAUUUGUGAGUAGUUAUCCAGCGGUCCUUCCUGACUGAUCUUAUUCCAUGACCUUGCCUUGCCUUGCCUUACGGAUUAUUCCCUCUUGCCUUCUCCUUGUCUGAUGGAUUGGAUUUUGGAUUUUGACUCUGUUUUCUGCCUCUGGUAUCAUGCCUCUGCCUGCUCCUUGUCUGACAUCUCUAUCCCUGGAUCUUGACCCUGUUUCUGUCCACGGAUUUACGUCCCAGCCAAGCCCCUGGUUUAUUCAACCUGAGCUGGCUUUCAAGCCUGCCUGGAUUCAUUGUCAAGGGGACAAUCAGCUCUGUGUUCCAGCCAAAGCUUCAGCUGAUUUCCCCUGAGGUUCUGGAUCACAUCUUCUGGGUUCUGCUCCUCUCUUCCCAAACUGAGAAGAAUGGGGAAACAUCACUUUACUGGGAAGGAUCCAGCUGGAGAGCUUUUACGCUGCGCAGAUCUCGGAGCAUCUCAGAUACAGGGAAAUAUUUAAGCGGUUUCUACUCUGAGGACUGAACAAUGAAGUACGGACCGGUGGUGCUCUCGGCUGGGCUUACAGGUUUACUCAGCUUCACCUUCCUUGCUUUGGCCAUCGGGACUGAUUAUUGGUACAUAAUCGAUGUUAAUAAACCCAACCACACGGGUCCAAAUGACCUGAGUUCACACUCUGGAUUGUGGACAAUCAUUGAAGGUUCAAAUAGGAGUUCAGUCAUCUCCUCUUUUACAGCAAAUAUGUCCAGCCUGUCAGAGACAGAAAGGCAACUUCUUGGCCUGCACAAAGUGGUGGUCAUCGUGCUCCCUCUUAGCCUGAUUCUGCUUGUGUUAGGAUGGAUCUUUGGACUUGUCAGCUCGUUGGCUUGCAGUCCCAAGUUGCUGGCUGCAUCGGCUUCCUACUUUCUCCUCUGUGGUCUUUUCACCCUUUCAGGGGUCAGCAUCUACAUCAAAUACUCCAAUCAGGCCAUGGAGGAGUUCCAGUGGAUUGUGUCUCCUGAAAAUCUUGUCUUCGUGCACGUCUCCUUUGGCUGGUCAUUACACUUGGCCUGGCUCUCCUACAGCCUGGAGGUGGCAACAGGUCUGCUGCUGUUGCUAGCUGCCAGAAUAACUCAAAUAAAGGGACAUUACGAUUCUGGUGUCGCCAUAGCCAUGCUGUAGUGACCAAAUGCAUUUUUCAGGGGAGUUUUAGGUAUUAGUGGUUAUUUUAUUUCUUAAUAGCAAUCAAGCUUGCAAGAAGCAAAGACAGUCAAGAGCCAAAACCACAAAAUAUAUUUAAGCUACUGUACCUUUAGCAGUCACACUCAGAAGCUGACUUUAGAUCAAAUUAUUGAACUGCCUUCAUCUAUUCAACACUAUUUUCCGUCCACUGACUUUGCCUAAUAUUGUUGAUGUGUUUACCAAAAAAAAGACAAAUAAGCUAACCAGGCAAAUGAAUGGAUAUUUGUUCUUCAAUGUAUUUAUGCAGUAUAUUUCAACAUUUUUGCCACUUAACUGAGUUUUCUUUUUAAGAGUUAUCUAGCUUGUAGGAGGCCAAGCAUGCCAAGAGGCAAAAGCACAAUAUGUAGUGCGAGCUAGUUUUAGCAGACACACAAAGAAGCUGACAUCAAAUUAUACAUCUGAGCUUCUUUAAUUAUAUUUCUGCAGACUGAUUUUUCUAUAGUUAUUUUCUGAAUGGCUUUACCGAACUGAAAAAAACCCCAACCUAUCCUAAUUAAUACAGUGUGGCAGUAUAUUUUUCCUUGAAUGCAUUUGUUUAGCCUUGUUCCCAAUGUAGUGGUAUGAAAAAUUUGCCAAUUUACAGAUGGCUUCUGUUAUUGUUUUUAUUUUGUCAGACCUACAUGUUUCAUAUCAUAUAACAAAUUGUAAUAUCAGACAAAGAUAACCUGAGCAAAUAAAAAAAGCAGUGUUUCUAAACAA